AUGCUAGCAUGUGAAAGGAAAGAGAAACCAAAUAUGGCCGCCGCCACCACCAACAAAAAGAUGAUCACUGCCUUGCUGUUUAUGUUCAUGGUGGUGAUAGCGUCGGCUGUGCCCGAUCGGGCCGGACAAGUUACGAACCUGCAAGAAGCCUGCAUAACCAGAUGCAUGGACAACUUAUGCCCCGACAAGCCGAGGAGCUAUGCUAUUUGUGCUUUGGAAUGCGAUGGAUACUGUGCAGGUGCCUGCUUUGGAGGUCCUGAAUUCUGCUAUUUCAAACCUGGGAUUCUGAUGAAGCUCUAAAUCAUGCUACUUGUUCCACAAGGCAGCCUUCCAUUCAUCAAUCACUUCAUAAACUAUGCAUAAGAGGGAGGCAAAUAUGUA
Ilex paraguariensis (yerba mate) is the source of this 381-nucleotide messenger RNA. The record is from the annotation of a GenBank genome assembly. Lineage: Eukaryota; Viridiplantae; Streptophyta; Magnoliopsida; Aquifoliales; Aquifoliaceae.